Messenger RNA from Aspergillus steynii IBT 23096, 1120 nucleotides. RefSeq lists its product as uncharacterized. The record is from RefSeq and is a predicted model, not a curated record. Bases 488 to 766 code for a protein of 92 amino acids. Lineage: Eukaryota; Fungi; Ascomycota; Eurotiomycetes; Eurotiales; Aspergillaceae. The transcript has a single exon.
GAUCCAAGAUUCACAUGAAUCCCCCGUCAUUCUCUCCGCUCUGCACUCCAUCUGCAGAUACGAGACCACCCACGUCAUCUGUCGACCAGGGAAUCCGUCCUCCGCAUCUCCAUUUAAGCGCCGUUGCCAGGAAAUAAACCACCACGUGCACCCCAGAGAAACCGGUCGGUCAACACUCAACAGUCUGCAUCUAUCUGGACAACUCAUUCAUUUAUUCCGACGCUCUCCGGUCCAGUCCCGACAGACGGAGGAGGAUACACCGAGGCGCUAAGAGCAGACAGGGCACAUGAUCAGCACCACAACAAGGUCAACAACACACAGCCUGAGUUUCCCCUCGAUUGCCCCUCAUCGACGGAAUCCUACGGGGGAUGUCUCCUUAGCACAACUCCACGAAUCGAAGGUUUGGUCUGACCCCGACCUGUCAAGCCCAGCCCAGACCACCGAGCCCACUGAUCCCGUAGGCUAGGAAGUGAUUUCCUAGACGCAGAUGAUUAUCUCUGCGUCUGGCUGGGCUGGGCUGCAGACCACCACUACCACCUACCUACCUACCUACCUACUCCAACCAGAACCCUCCGAUACCCAGAUGCACGCAAAUCUAGGUAGGUCCACUGACGUAGACACGACACGAAGAAGCCGUUUUCAGCAAAGACACAGACAGACACAUGCGCGACACAACACAGAGGCUCAUGUCCAUGCCCAUGCCCAUGCUCUUGCAGACAGACGCACGCACGCACCCCCGACCAACUCAACAAGGCCAACUCCGUAGCACCUCAGCAGUACAGCGUCCAGUACUUGGGUUCUCGUCACACGGCUCGUGCCGCCGCCUCACGCGCCUUACGCGAUCCUGCCGCAGGGCUAGGUUGGCCGUCUCACAGCAGCGUAGCUGUUAUGUGACGCACGAACCGCAUGCUCUCCCUCCGUCGGGGAGCUGUGGUCGGAGUCGGAGAAUAGGGGUUGGACUUGGGUUCGGGCGGCUGGGGAUGAUUUAUGCGGAUGCGGUGCUGGAUUGGUGAGACAUUGAUCGGGUGCAUGUAAGGAGGGAGUCUGAGUUGCGGAAGGAAUCCGUAGGCAGGGGGGGCGCUAGGGGGACAAGUGGUUGGGUAGGUAGUGUUGGGGAGGG